GAUUUAGGGGCAAGAGCAGGGAGCCCAUGCUCCCCUGGGGCCAUCAGAAGAGGGGGCUCUGAGUGUGGAUGGGAGGGGGCCUAUACUAGGGAAAUGGGCAGUUAUGUUCCGUAUGGACUAGUAAUCACAUUAGCUAACAGUUAUGCCAUAUGCACCUACAGUACAGCCUUCACUGCUCCAAGCACUUUACACAUAUGAAUGCCAAUCUUUAUAACCCUGUGGAGUUAGCACUAUUAUCCUCAUUUUACAGAUAAGUAAGCUGAGGCUCAGAGAGGUUAAAAUACUUGCCCAAGGUCACAAAGGUCAGGUAUACACUGGGGCUUCUGGGAUUUGAGCCAGCAGUCUGGCUCCAGAGCCUGUACCCUUGACCUGACCAUGGCUGCCCCUUGAGAAACUUCCCUGCCACUGGGGGAGUGCUGAGUGCAGAGAAGACAUUUCAUACAGGAAGUGACAUUUCAGUUACAUCUUCUGGCAAUGAAGCUCCCCCUAAAAUAAGGGGUCCUCAUGGGGGAGGAUCACCCAACCACAGCCCUUUCCAGUGCCCACUGUCAGCACAGCAGCUGUGUCCUUGCUGGUAGAACACCCCAUCUCUCACCACCUGCUUCCCAUGCUGGGCCUGGGCUUGUCCCUCCUGGGAUACCUCCAGCUACAUUUGCCUCCACCUCUCAUUAGGAACCUGGGGUGACUCCCAAGAGAAGGCCCUGGUCUCCUUAAAUAUCCCAAUUCUAACCUGCAGACACCAUGGACAUACUUAUUACUCAAAGGAUGGUUGAAUAAAGUCUUGAUCUGCAAGAAGGACAUAGACCACUGAGCCCCAAGCUGACAUUCCCCCAGUGUUCCCUACUUACAGCCCCAGGAAAUGGGUCUGGGCAAGGAAGGAGAGGCUGGGGACUCUUGUGUGUAGAGGGGCUUCAUAUGCGCUGACAUGCCCCCUCCACCUCUUUGUGCAGUCAAAGCCUGCCUCCCACUCCAUUCCCGACCCCCAGCUCUCCCUGCUCUGUUCCUAGUGUCUGCCUGGCUGGCCCAUUCUGCCUUCCCUGGUCAGCCCAUUCUGCCUUUCCUGGUCUUGCCCGCUGAGUCUCCUUCCUUUGACCCCAGGCUCCUGCAGUGGGCAUCAGAACAGCCUCCUUUGAAGGGGCAGUUCCUCAGUGGCCUCACUGUUUCCUUCUGAGUGUUCUCAGACCCACUGCUGUGUCACUAUAGGGCACCAGGGCCCAGUGAGGACUGAGAUGGGGACAUAUCCUUUUUCCUAUCAGCUCCUGGGAAACAGAACAGUCAGAGGCUUCUAAGGGGCUGGACAGAGGGGCCACUCAGCACACAGCUGAGGAUAUCUUCUGUUCAUAGAGAGAAGUGGGUGGUGCAGGAUACAUUUCAUGACAUACACUCCUCAAAAAUAUUGAGCCCAGAACAAAUGGCUCAGGCCGACCUCAGCGAUUCUAGCAAUUGCCAUUCAUGCAACCUGCAUGGGAAAUUUUCUGUGCUGAUUCAAGACCAAGAGACACAUAUACUUCUCCCCUAAAACUCAGGAUCCAUGACUACCCAUUUCAAAACAAAGAAAUCCAAGAAGAUCUACCUGGUAUACAUUACAGUGCAUUUUUUUAAGACAUAUAUUAUAAAAGCAGACAGAGCUCCAUUCCGCCAACAAAACACAAUACAACUAGUGCAACAUACCCUCAUUAUGUUAGGGCAGGACAUGAGGGGGCAGCAAGAACUACCAGGAAUCCAUUUGUACCACAGGGAAGUGGCUAUCAGAACAUUAAAGGAAGUGAUGUUGGCACAUUUUAUUGGCAAGAGGAUUCACCACGAGGAAGAAAAGGCCAGAAGGCGACUCCCGGUAAGGAGCAAGGCCCACAAAUCCUCGGGUGAGUCUGAGGGAGGAGGUGGUGGCUGUGGGGUCAGCAGGUGGACACCUCCAUCACGUGGCUCCCUCUGCUGGGCUUGUGGCCCCAUGUGCAAUAGAGAAACUAAUGGAAGGUUGAGUCACCCAAUCAGAAACAAGCUGGCCAGACGUAAUGGCUCACACCUGUAAUCCCAGCACUUUGGGAGGCCGAGGCAGGUGGAUCACCUGAGGUUAGGAGUUCGAGACCAGCCUGGCCAACAUGGCAAAACCCCAUCUUUACUAAAAAUACAAAAUUAGCUGGGCUUGGUGGUGCAUGCCUGUAAUCCCAGCUACUCUGGAGGCUGACGCAGGAGAAUGGCUUAGAACCCGGGAGGCGGAGUUUGCAGUGAGCCGAGAUCGUGCCACUGCACUCCAGCCUGGGCAACAGAGGGAGACUCUGUCUCAAAAAAAAAAAGAAAGAAAGAAAAGGAAAAAAAAGAAACAUGAAGCUGAAGCUGAGAUGCGCUUGCCACUCCAGGGGCAUCCUGAGCCUUUGGAAAGAACCCAUCGACAGGGUUCUCAGAAACAUCAGAGCCACAUUUUCUCAGGGGGGCCUCCCUGUCUCUCCAGAACCCAGCUCCCAGCACCCCUAAGGACAGAGCCUGCCCAGCUCUGCCCGUGUCACUUCACUGACCCCCACCCCUGCCAGGCUUCGCCCACACCUGCAGGGCCAGCACCCAACAUGCUGAGAGAAUGGGGACCCAGAACCAGAUGAAUACAUCAGGGGAAACCGAAUCCAUUCUCUCUUGGGGUCCUGAGCCUCCCAGUGACAGAAGAUCCAGGAGAUGCGAGUGGGAGGUCGCCCUAACAGGAUCUAACAUCAUGCUCCAGAUUGCUGAAGGAACACAGAUCGGUGCCUCCUCUCCUUGACUCUACCCUCCUCACUCCUUAGCACCAGGCCUGGCUGUACAUCCCUGCCAAGGUGCAACUAAGACCUUCACCUGCAGCUCAGGGGUGCCCCAGACAGGAGCACAAGAGGAGGCUCAUCCCCACCCACAACCCAGGCCGGAGCGAAUCUGGCUGCCCAGGCUCUGUGUCUGGCUUCUGCCCCAGGACCUGAGCCCGUGUAAACUCAGGCUUCCUUGGCCUGCCCUCCCCAGGCCCAGGUUCUAAAGGUGUGCUCCCCACCACUUCCUUGUUGCUCCUCCACUUUGUCCCUAGAAUUACAGCCCAGCUCUAGGUGGGACUGUGAAGCUCUGCCCAAUGCUUUCCACAAGAAGUCAGAUUCAGGCCCUUGUGCCUGAAGACUCCUUGUGAAGACUAGAUGACACCUUCUCCAAGAGCAGCUAAGGAAUCACCUUGGUUCCUCAGGCUGAGUAUACAUUUUCUGUACGGAACUUCAGAAAGAAAUGGUCAACAUUCAUUCCUCACUUCACCAGAGAAAGAAGAAAAUGUCACGUGCCUUUGAUUCCCUCUUUUUACCAAGACUCCACUGAGAUAAAACUCCUAACACAGAAACCAACACAUAUUCUCAACACUGGGUACCUGCUGGAGGUCCUGCCUUAGCCCCGAAGCCUCAGGUUCCCAUGGGGACAGGUUGGUUGAGAACUGGUGGCCUAGCUCUCAGCCUGACACCCAACAGUAUCCCCACCCAGGAGGCAGAUGGUAGUGCAGGCACAGGUUCUGCAGGCUUUCAUCUCGUGGAACGUAUGUUAGAGGGUGUCCUCGUCACUCGCCAUGCCCCAGAGGAAUCAGCAGGGACAUCAGGACUGAGAGAAGACAUGGCACAUGUGACCUCCUGUCCUGGAAACCCCACAUCUUUCUGACUGUGCUGAUCACACGGACAAUAUCUAGAAAAGUUCUGCUCUGCACAGUGUUCUGUCUACCAGGCCCACCCAUCUGAGGACCCAGAUGCUAGGAACACACAGAUACUGAAGGAGCAACCACCUGCCUAAGGUGCAGGUACCCCUGCAUCCAUCUGUAGGAGGAAAAGCAAGAAACUACCAUUUAUAUGGAUUCUUUGGCCCUAAGAAUGAACCACCUAUUUAGGAGUAACACAGUGAUGCAGAAUGACCAGGGAGGGUCUUUCUCAACCAUGCUCCCUGGUCAUUCUGCAUCACUACAAUACACAUAGAAUCCCCAGAAUACACACCUAUUAAAGCCUCAAUAUUCUUGCUUCAUACAAACAUUUGCUUACAGAUCCUGAACACACACACCGCCCCCCACCCCAGUGGUGUGUUGCUAACUGCUUAAUAAAAUGCUCUCCAGGGGGAAAUAGGAAAGCCUAGAAUUGUGAUGCUUAAGUGGUGUAAGUAUCUCAGCAUGACUAAUUUUAAACUACCAACCUAACGCCACUGAACACAGAGAUGAGAAGAGAUGUGCUGUGCCCAAUGGCUACCCCAAGCCAGUACAAGCCAGCUCCAGCACAGCCACAUCCUUUCAUAGGAAUAUGUGUACACAAUCUACCUGCACCCUGAGUAGGACCCACAACUCUCACCCCAAAUAUAAAAACAAAACCAAACGAUGUACCUCCAGAACACAACCUCCUCAUAUAUCCUGAACAGACACACACAACUGAGAUAGGAUAGGGUGGCCAUAGCCUCCAUUAAAGGAGAACAACCUUGCUAAACAGAUGAAGAGAACAAACCAUCCGACAGUGCACAAGGAGGUCCUGCAGUAAGGAGGUGGAAAAGAAGAAGGGGAAAUCCCCAAAUUCGCACAAGUGCGAAAACCCAUGAUUAGUGUCCCUGGGUUGACCAGUGCUCACUAUAACAGUGAAAAACACACCCUUGGGUAGAGAUUUAAGAUGUUAAUGAUUCACCUGAUAUAGGCACUAGCAUGUGCAGCAAUAGCGCAUGCACGUCCAGAGAACAGUCCAGAGAGUGCUUAACAGUGACACCCCUUCCCACCCCUUCAUGAAUAGUCAUGUAAGGCUCCCAUAAAGGAGGUUUCCCCAGUGUCAGUCAAUGCUGUCUCACCUUUGAGCAGCCCACUCUGAUCGGCUGUCAGAGUGUACAUUCACUUUGCAGUAACCUCUCUUGCUUACUUUUACGUUGGACUCACUCUCAAAGUAAGACUUCUUUUGUGCAGCAAAGUCAAGAACCUGAACCAGCCCACCAGCAACACAACUGCUACCUGUACCCUAAAUACACAGAUGGCCUGCACCAAUUAUUACUUAAAUUUGCAGACAAAACUCUACCUGCCCCAAAUGCUCACCUCACUGCUAAAACCAUAUAUGUACAUAUAUACGUGCCCAAAUACAAACACGUACAAUGAACACAGUACCCAUAUAUACCCAUAUAUAGUGUGAACCCUGAAAGGGCUGAUCAUGAGUGGCUAACUGGGCCUAAACUCAAAAUGGAGCCAAGCAGCCAUUUGCUGACUGCAAGUCUCACACAUUUACCCUGUUUCCUGCAAAAACCACGUACUUGUGUUACUUUGGGACUUUCACAGCUGUCUGUUCCUGUUUAUGUCACCUGAAUCAAGGGUUACCAUUUCAUCAUAUGGACUUAAGAAAUAGACUGUGACUUGCAUCAGCCAAUCAGAAAUAAACAAGCUUGUAUCCCUCAUUUGCAGAGUGAACCAGAUCGGGAAUCUGAGAACGAAUUUCUCUGUAAAAGAUAAUACCUCUCUUUGUUCUUUCAGAGUGUAUCUUUGUUUUGCACUGAAGGCUGGGACUCCUUGAUUUGCAAACAGCUCAGUGGAAUCAAAUUUCUAUUUUUUUCUUUUGUUAUUUUUUUAAGAAAAUCCUUUUCAGUAGAUUUGUUAACAGUACAUAAUGAAAAUCCUAUAGGCAUAGGCUCAAAAAAAAAAAAAUCACAAGGUAUACAACACUUGUGUCAUGCAUCACCCAGAAAAAGAAUCACAUACAAUCCCACAGCUCUAAAAUACAGGAAUCCAUGAUUCUUGAAUCCAAACACAACCUACACAGCCUCUCUGUUUCCAAAUACAUGCACUGAACCUCCCACAUCUCCCAGAAUACAAAACACAGAAGCCACAUAAACUCAAAUACACACAGAACCACAAACUAUUUUUAUCAAAUACAUAUAAGUCCACCUCACGAACUCUGAGAACACACAUACAAGUGGCAACACCAAAUUCUGCGAGUAUUACAUUUCACAACAGACACAGAGGACCACUAAGUCUUAAUAUACCCCAAACCCCUCAUAUACACACUCACAAACUACCCAUGAAUACACACCUCACCCUCCCAGAUAAAACCCAUACAAUACAAAAAAAAAAAAACCACAAAAACACCAAUAAUACUCUAAUAUACGCACACAACUUUCAUAUACCCAUGGGCACAUACAAACUCACACAAAUAUCCCCAAUCCCUGAGUGUAUAAAUCCCCCGAAACACUAUCCAAUCAAUAUGCUACAUCUCCGGAAUACAACCUCCUCACCUCAUCCCCUAAACAUGCCCAAACACAUGUACGAACAUCCUAGCAUUCUCCAAAGAAAUACACUUUAAAUACUAACAAUCCCGUAUUCUAUAAACAGACUUAGAUAAUUCAUCUAUCUGCUGAUAAAUAUACACACAAACCAGUAUACACACCCAAGAUGCACAGAAAUAUCUCCAGCAUAUCAUUUAUAAAUACCCAUAAAAACAGUUCCCAAUCCCAAAUUAUCCCAAUCUAGUAUGAACCAGCUCCCACAUUGCCAAGUACUAACCAAUAACCAUAUCACAUACCUCUAAUACAUAUAAAUUCAACUCUCCCACUCUCCUGUAUAAAAAGAGAACCUCAUCUCUCUAUCAGACACACACAUACUAAAUUCCCAGAAUAUAUAACCCUAAUAACCACUUACUGAAAAACACAAGCACAUAGCUCCACAAAACCUUCAUCUAAACUGCCACGCCCUUGAACACACCCACAGACUCAAUACUCAUGUAUUUGUCUACAUGCCCUAAAUAUACCCGCGAUUAACUAACACGCCACAAAUAUGCAAACAUGCCACCUUAUAUCCCCAAAUACACAUACAGUUCCACAAUACCUGCACAUAUGUAAUCACACUUCCAAAUGCUCACACAGAAAUAACUCCUCCAUCUUCCAAGACACAGAAUCAUAUAAACUCCACCUCAUAACUGCACACGUUCAUCCUACCAGUCCCCCAGUAGACAUGGAUCUGCCCUCACACAUUGAAAUAGCCAUACACACCCCCUGAAAAUAAUGAAAAGAAGCACGCAUCACCAUGCAACAUGCCCUGAGUAUACAAAUGGUCUUCCUACAUUUCCCAAAUACGUAAACCAAACAGAGCGUACAUCCACAAAAUAGACACAAGCACUUUCUCUGUUAUUGCCCAUGUGCACAAGAUAAUUCUUCCAAAUCUGCCAAACAUUAGACAAAUACAAAUCGCCAACAUUCAUCUGAGAAAACACAUGGAAAAUACAUCUUCACAACCCAAAUCACAAAUAUAUAACCCCAAUUCUUCUGGUAUACAUAUCUUACAUCUCAUAUUCUCCAAAUAUAAACUCUCACUCCUACACACUCUCACAAAAACAGUUAUGACCUUCUUUUUUAGGGGGCGGGGAAUGGAGUCUCGCUCUGUUGCCCAGGCUGGAGUGCAGUGGCACGAUCUGGGCUCAUUGCAAACUCCGCCUCUUGGGUUCAAGUGAUUCUUCUGCCUCAGCCUCCCGAGUAGCUGGGACUACAGGCAUGCACCACCACACCCAGCUAAUUUUUGUAUUUUUAGUAGAGACGGGGUUUCACCAUGUUGGUCAGGCUGGUCUCAAACUCCUGACCUCAGGUGAUCCAUCUGCCUCGGCCUCUCAAAGUGCUGGGAUUAUAGGUGUGAGCCACCGUGCCCGGCCCAGUUAUGACAUUCUUUAAUCUGCAGUCUCCACACAGACACCACCAACCCACACAUGUGAAUACAUAUUAGAUUCUCACCAAUUAAAUACAUAUCAAAUUCCAAACUAAGAAUUCAUAUAAACAUAUUUUCACAUACACAAAACCACCCGCACAAAUCUCACACCCUCCAAAAUCCAAAAUAAAUCUUCCUGACAUUCUCAAGUACACACUAACCCAACCACCCAAGAUAACACACGUGUGUGCAGUAAAUUUUAGAUACAUGUGUAGCCUACAAUUUACAAAUAAUAUACCACUACUUUUUAUAUGUAAAUCCCACAUAAGUAAGCGAUUGUCAUGGAAGCUUUUCUUGACUUUGGCCACACUCUUGCAUCCACAACCAACUUGUGCUACCAAGCGAACAAACUAUGACUAAAGGACUGUUCUUCCACUUUGCAGCUGCUCCUAUCAGUGACAAAUCAGCGUAUUAGAACAUGCAUGCUGGCUGAUCAUUCUGAUCAAGUCAACAAGCUUCACAACUUACUCAAUGAGGUCGUCCGUGAGAACUUCACUGUUUUACGGGGACAGGAGCUACUUCUUUGCUGAACUGCAUCACGGUUUCAACUGCUGAGGUUUUCUUCAAGCUUUUGCAUUGUUUGGAAUGUGAAAGGCACGGCCGAGACACACUUUGAGGUUCCCACUGCAUUGUUACACCUCCCCCCUCACUUCAGGGCCAGGUAACACCAAGAAGGACGCCAUGAGAGCGAAGGCCGGUGGGUCACCGCCCUUUGCUCUCGUGCUGCGCGUCUCCCUGCCAUCAACCGCCGCAACCGGCGCUGGGAGCGGUUGAGGGCGGCCGGCCUCGCGCUGGAACCUCGCCCGCCUCAAGGCUCCUGCGGCGGCACACGGGGCAGGCCAGGAGCCCGCCCUAGGAGGGCCCCGCUGGAGAUGUGGAAAUGGAGGGACGCGGCACCUGGGUGCUUCCUGGGGCCAGACAACGCCCCCUCAUUGGAACCUCCAUGACCGUGCCUCUGAGAAACCAGCGCGUCCGCAACGAUCACUCCUAAUUUUCGGAUUCCUAUCAUCUGUCUCCACGUGAUAACACUGAAGAGCCUUCACGUUGAUGCAGUCCCAGGGCCUCAAGUGCAGAGUCUGAGAGCUCUGCAGGACACAGCAUGGAGCCGCCAUUCCUCUACUGGGUGGAGGAGCAUGUGUCCUCUGAACAGGGGAUCCAAGCCCUGAGAUGUUCUUUCUCAGCUGUCAGUGCGGCCCAGGACUUUCUGUGGGGAUGCUCAGACAGCAGGGGCCGGAGGACUUUUAGCCACCACCUCCCAUGGCCAGUCUUCACAAAUUACCUUUGGCUAAUUUGACUGUCUCUCCUCCUGGGGUCUAGGACUUCAAACAUGUACAGAAGCGAUUGCAGAAUUAAGACAAGACACUUCCACAAUAUAUUUUUUGUAUCACUGGCUCAGAAAAAGACUCAUUCAAAUCCUGUAUCAAAGCCACGUGUGAGAAUCUUGAGAAAGCAUCAGCUGACUGACUUGACAAGGGAGGAAGCAACCAAAAAUUCUGCGCUUCUUCAGUAUCUGAGUAUGAUAUUUUGCUUCAACAUCCCUCUUAGAUGAAGUUAUUGAUUGAAAAUCAUUUAAGUUUGCCCCAUGGUAAAAGAUCAAGUCCUCAGAAAGAUCUCCAAAGUGUUUACGGUUUGUUUUGUUUUGGUAAGUUUACCAUGAUUUUGCUUGAAUUGCUCUCCGUUGAUCUUCUCAGCUAAGAUGGAGGUAGAGUUGCACAGUGGAAGAGGGCUGCAUGUAAGAAGGCAGUUCUGUCUCAGAGGACAAAAGGCCUGGGAGCACCCAGACAGUCACUGCAUGGAGGUCACUCCCCUCCCAGUGGCCACUGUGGAGACAUUUCACAGAAAUGCUUGCUGGACCAUUCAGGUUCAGAGUUGGGACAAAACCGAGAACUCAUGGGGAUAUUGGACAGGAGUUAGGAAAUGACCUUCUCACACAACUGGGGCAGUGGGGGAGAACCCUGGGCUUGAGACUUGCAAUCCACCACUUGCCCCUGCCCCUGCCCCUGCAGUGUGGCCGCUGUUACAUUUUCCUGCAACUCUGCCUUCUUGAGUCCAAAUGUCUUCAAAAGGGGCAAAUGCUUCGUAAGUGCCGACAGGGUGUGUUUCAGUGAAUGUUUGCAGUGUGCACCGGUCUGGCUGAAGGCCUCUUCCCUUCCCCAACACCCUCCCAUCGUGCAAAAUUACCCUGCCCAGCAGGGAGUGACUUGUGUGUCUCAGAAGAUUUUGUUGCUGUGCUCUGAGUUCUCACUCCUCAUCUCCUUUGACCAGUUUCUUCUAAUACUCCCCUUGUUCACAACACAGAACAUGAGUGCUCUUUCCUAUCAUUUUGACACUAAUAAACGGACAGUGAUUCUCAGUGUGGAAAUGAGAAUGAAGCUUUUUUUAAAGACAGGCUACAAUAAUUCCCAUGCAGAGAACCACAUGCGAUGACACUGGAUUCCAAACAGCAAGAACGUAUGGUGAAGAUGAGGCCAACAGUGAGCUGAGAGAGGCCAGCCAGGGUGUGUUUCAGUGAAGAUGAGAAACAAUCAGAUAACACCUGUUUCCUCCAGGAAAGAAAAUGUGGCCAGGGAAAAGAGAUGGGAGGAAGGCUGGUCAUUGCCUAUUCCACUGUGCACAGUUUGAAUUUGGAGCCAUGAAAAGUAUUGCUUGGUUAAAUUAAAAUCAUUCAAAAGAUAAAACAUAAACAUUUAACACCAGCACAAUAUGCUGGGAAACAAAAUGAAAGGAUUUCUGGUCUCGGUGCUGUAGGUCACAUAGCCACUCUUUCCUGGAUUGAGGCUUUCCAGCAAAGGGGCUGGGACGUAAGGCUGGCCUGCUGGUGUGGACAGAGAUUCCAGCAACAUGCAUGACCUGGGGGUACAAGGAUUGCUUCCUAAACAAUGAUAAGCACACAGCCACCUAAUAGUCUGGAUCGGCUGAGACCAUCCUGAUUUCAAACACCCAGUCCCCUUGCCUUCCUAAGAACCCCUGUGUUUCUCAGACUGAAAAUGUGUUUUGAACUUUGUUCACGAAGUGAGGCCGCUGUUGAAAUUCGUCAAGACUGGGAAAGAGCCAAAGUGGGAAGGAGCAUGGGUUGAUUGGCACAAAAGUAGGUCUGCUGAUAAAGAAUGGAAGUAAAGGGGCCAUCAGGUAGAAGCUUUUGCUGUGAGUCAGAAGGACAAUUUAAAAGUUGCCUAAAGAGGCACACGCCAUCUCUGCUGCUGCCUUCCAGUUGGAAGGGAAACUCAGGUUCUUGCCUAAUGGCCGAAGCCCUUCACAGAACGUCCCCCACCCCUAACAGCUGCCCACUGCCCCUCCCCCUCUGCAGAAUGUCUGGGGUCCUAUGUUCCAGGAACCUGUUUACUUUCAAAUUUUCCCUGUUUCAGUUGGACUCAGGAGCAUCUGGUGAGCCAGGUCACUCUCUGGGUCUUACCCUUGGCUUUUCUUAUUGCGGAAACUGCCAGACGGCGGUGGUCAGUGCCCAGCCUGAGGGGAUGGCUUCGAAUGGAGCAUACCCAGUGCUGGGACCGGGCGUGACCGCGAACCCUGGCACCUCCCUGUCUGUGUUCACGGCUCUGCCCUUCACCACACCCGCUCCCGGCCCAGCACACGGGCCGCUCCUUGUGACUGCAGGGGCUCCUCCAGGCGGCCCUCUGGUGCUGUCUACCUUCCCCAGCACACCUCUGGUGACAGAACAGGAUGGCUGCGGCCCGAGUGGGGCCGGGGCUUCCAACGUCUUUGUCCAGAUGAGGACAGAGGUGGGGCCUGUGAAGGCCGCUCAGGCGCAGACCUUGGUCCUAACUCAGGCCCCCCUCGUCUGGCAGGCUCCAGGCGCCCUCUGCGGAGGUGUUGUGUGUCCACCUCCCCUACUCCUGGCAGCUGCUCCUGUGGUGCCUGUUAUGGCUGCCCAGGUGGUUGGGGGCACCCAGGCCUGUGAGGGAGGCUGGUCCCAGGGCCUUCCUCUUCCACCACCACCACCACCGGCUGCCCAGCUGCCCCCCAUUGUGUCCCAAGGGAAUGCUGGGCCAUGGCCACAAGGGGCUCAUGGAGAGAGCAGCCUGGCUUCCUCCCAGGCCAAGGCCCCGCCAGAUGACUCCUGUAACCCCAGGAGUGUCUAUGAGAACUUCCGACUCUGGCAGCACUACAAGCCCCUGGCCCGGAGGCACCUUCCCCAGAGUCCUGACACCGAAGCGCUUUCGUGCUUCCUCAUCCCAGUUCUCCGAUCGCUGGCCCGGCGGAAGCCCACCAUGACCCUGGAGGAGGGACUGUGGCGGGCCAUGCGGGAAUGGCAGCACACGAGCAACUUUGACCGGAUGAUCUUCUACGAGAUGGCGGAAAAGUUCCUGGAGUUUGAGGCUGAGGAGGAGAUGCAGAUUCAGAAAUCGCAAUGGAUGAAGGGGCCCCAGUGCCUGCCUCCUCCAGCCACACCGAGGCUUGAACCUCGAGGACCCCCGGCCCCUGAGGUGGUCAAGCAGCCAGUGUACCUUCCCAGCAAGGCCGGCCCCAAGGCCCCGACUGCCUGCCUGCCACCACCCAGGCCCCAGAGGCCAGUGACCAAGGCCCGCCGGCCACCACCCCGGCCCCACCGGCGAGCAGAGACCAAGGCCCGCCUGCCACCACCCAGGCCCCAGAGACCAGCAGAGACCAAGGUCCCUGAGGAGAUCCCCCCAGAAGUGGUGCAGGAGUAUGUGGACAUCAUGGAGGAGCUGCUGGGGCCUUCCCUCGGGGCCACGGGGGAGCCCGAGAAACAACGGGAAGAGGGCAAAGUGAAGCAGCCACAGGAAGAGGACUGGACGCCCCCAGACCCGGGCCUCCUGAGCUACAUUGACAAGCUGUGUUCCCAGAAAGACUUCGUCACCAAGGUGGAGGCCGUCAUUCAUCCCCAAUUCCUGGAAGAAUUGCUUUCCCCAGAUCCACAGAUGGAUUUCUUGGCCCUAAGCCAGGACCUGGAGCAGGAGGAAGGACUCACCCUUGCCCAGCUAGUGGAGAAGCGCCUCCCACCCUUGAAGGAGAAACAGCAUGCGAGGGCAGCCCCUAGUCGUGGCACAGCCCGGUUGGACUCAAGUUCUUCUAAGUUUGCAGCUGGCCAAGGAGCAGAGAGAGACGUCCCUGACCCCCAACAAGGGGUUGGCAUGGAAACCUGCCCACCCCAGAUGACUGCCCGGGACUCUCAGGGACGAGGCAGAGCACACACUGGCAUGGCCAGGUCCGAAGACUCUGUUGUGCUUUUGGGAUGUCAGGAUUCCCCUGGGCUGAGGGCUGCCUGGCCAACCUCUCCUCCCCAGGACCACAGACCCACCUGCCCUGGCGUGGGUACCAAGGAUGCCUUGGAUCUCCCUGGAGGGUCUCCUGUCAGGGAGUCACAUGGGCUGGCUCAGGGGUCAAGUGAGGAGGAGGAACUCCCCAGCCUGGCCUUCCUCUUGGGUUCCCAGCACAAGCUUCUGCCCUGGUGGCUACCCCAGAGCCCUGUCCCUGCCUCGGGCCUUCUCAGCCCAGAAAAGUGGGGACCCCAGGGAACUCAUCAGUCCCCAUCUGCUGAGAGAAGAGGCCUCAACCUAGCACCUUCUCCUGCCAACAAGGCCAAGAAGCGACCUCUCUUUGGAAGCCUGUCCCCUGCUGAAAAGACACCCUACCCAGGGCCUGGGCUCAGGGUCUCUGGGGAGCAAUCCCUGACUUGGGGGCUGGGUGGCCCCUCACAGUCUCAAAAGAGAAAGGGUGACCCCUUGGUCUCCAGGAAGGAGAAGAAGCAGCAUUGUAGCCAGUAGGGGCUUCUGAGCAGGCUCUCUGGGGCCAAUCCCCAAGGAUGGGGCUCUGGCAUCCGAUGCCCCAAAGCGGUCAAAAGCUUCUUCUCCCCCAGUGCUGAUCUUGCUGGGCCUUAGCUUUGGAGGGUAGGGGAGGGAGGGGAGGGAGAGGGUGGCUGAAUGGGGAGGGCAGGAAGGGAGGGUCUGGGGGGAAGGGGCUGGGGAGUGGGGGUGGGAAGCAGUGCGUUGGGGGCCUCGUGUGUAAGUGUGAAUAAAUGUAGUUGUCUUGGAAAAUGC
Homo sapiens (human) is the source of this 13698-nucleotide messenger RNA. RefSeq names its product NUT family member 2B (gene NUTM2B). The coding region runs from base 10789 to 13425 and encodes 878 amino acids. The transcript is spliced from 9 exons. Lineage: Eukaryota; Metazoa; Chordata; Mammalia; Primates; Hominidae. The record is from RefSeq and is a predicted model, not a curated record.